This is a messenger RNA of Pecten maximus, 4822 nucleotides long. RefSeq lists its product as uncharacterized. The transcript is spliced from 11 exons. The coding region runs from base 324 to 1640 and encodes 438 amino acids. The record is from RefSeq and is a predicted model, not a curated record. Lineage: Eukaryota; Metazoa; Mollusca; Bivalvia; Pectinida; Pectinidae.
UCGCAUCGGCAGAAACACUAAGCACUAGGAACAGAAAGGACGUGCUCGGCACUGGUCAGCUGGUCAAGAGAACUGCGAACAAUUAACUGGACAACACAAAGGCUAGACCAUACAUAUAGAUAAAGCCGACACUCAAGAACAAGACAAAAUUACUGACAUUUCGGAACAAUUGUUUAUUUACAUUUUAAUAAUUCACGCCACGCUAAAAAUUAGCAAGAUACAAUACUUCAGCGCUUUAAAGUCACAGCUGUUGGCUCUUCAAGCAUUUUGGUUUCGGUUGCUUGAUUUCUUGACAGUUUUUCGAACAAGUUUGUGUUGAACACAUGUACAGCAUGUGUUACCAUUCAGAGGUGGUGUGCACCGUAUUGCUGAUGUGUGUAUUAGCAGCGAUUGCGGGACCAAUUAAAUCGGUAUCGUCGCCUAAAGAAGACAAGAAAUCGUCGGAAGCGCCAGCAGCACGGGUGAAUGAUCAAGAAUUAGCCUUGGAAGAAUUAGCACAACUCGCAGCAAAGAGCCAUAAAAAUGUCGCAGUCCAGAAAGAUAAAACAUACCACUAUACAAAUGUUAACGGCAAAGUAAAUACAGAUUCUACUGCAGAGGAAAAAAUUUUAGAUCCCGUAAAACAGGAAUUGGUUUUAGAUUUAAAACAAACCACAAAAAGUGAUGACACGGAAGGUGGUCCACAUAAAGUAACAGUCGACAAGAUAGACAUGCCAGCAGCAGGAUUACACAAAAGCAUAGUUUCCAAUGGAGACGACACAGAAAUCAAUGACGUCACAGACGAUAGCGAGCAAUUAUCGCCAGAAGCUAGUGAUAUCAUCAAUUUUACACCGGAGGCGGUUGCCGAAUUUCUCUUGGAGACUGGAGAAUUUGAAGAAUUUGAUCAAGCUUUAAAAGAACUAGAAAAUUCCUCAGGGAUGACCAAAGAACAGGCUGAGCAAUACAAGAACAGUGUCCGGGAGGCGUACAACAAACUUUAUGAAGAGGCUGAGGUGCAGGCACAAACAGAGUCAGCCCUUGAAGAGUCAUUUUUUCCGGAAACAUUGGAAGACACACCUUCAUCAUAUGACACUCUGCCAGCCAGCUUCUACAAUAUGUACAAUGACGAAAGCCGAAUUCCAGCCCUUGAUAUGGUUGAACUUCAAAACGAGGCUGCCAUCCCUGACGUCAUUUCCGAGAAAGAAACUCUGAAUACACUUAUCGAGGAUUUAAUGGACGAAUGGCUAUCUCGGGCAGUUCUAACAGGAGACCAGAAGGCCGGGGCAAUGCUUAAUAACAUCAUGUCUGUCGUGUCAAAAGACCAGGAUCCAGAUGAUUUCAGACAAGUCCGACAAAUUCUUACUGAUCUUGUUGCUGACGAGGUACUCCAAGGACUUCAGCCCAGACCUGAAAUACCCAUGGAGUAUGAAGAGAUGCUUGGAACGCAGUUUCUCCCAGCCAUUCCUCAACCAAUCGUCAACGAUAUCCCAGAGAUUAUCGAGAACGUAGAGGAACCUGAGACAGCAAUGCAACAGCAAAAGAAAAGAAGAGCAGUGAAACAGAGGAAACAGAGCCACAGGUGUCAAAAGAAAACAGCGAGGAAAACAAAGAAACGCCUGCAGAACAGCCAGAACCACCAAAAGAAGAAAUGGAAAAACUGAAGAUGUAAAUAGUUCUUCUUUUGAUCAUUCAAAUCUACAACAUCAAAAUCCAGCGCAACUCAAGAACGAAGAAACAAACAUACUGCAGAAAGUGUCCAUUUAAUACCAUACUGAUUGUAAGAACUGACAGGCAACCGUUUUCGUCUGUAAAUUUAAAUUUUAAGCGCUGGUAUAUUACUGCUUAGAACAUUUAAUAUAUACUUCAAAUUCGCUAAAAUCCCACAUCUACAAGUUAAUAUUUCUAAAAAUCUGGUAACGCAUACAGGUAGUCAAUAAUGUAUCCAAAUAAACCAUUGUAUGCUAAUAAUAUGUUCGCUAAUAACAAUUCAUUGAUUGGUCAAAACUUGUUUGGUGAAUUUCACGUCCUACCGUUGUGUAUGAUGUGUUGUGUACAUCCGAUUUAUGUGGAGAUGAAAUAUACCAAAUCAAUAUAUAUAUUGUGUGUGUAUAUAUGAAGGAAAAUGAUUGGACAAUUCUUUAUUAUGUGUUAUUACAUCAUUGUAUCAACUACGGAAAUAAGAUCUUGAGAACUUUGUGUUAAAUCCAAAAGUCAUAUUCUAAGACAGAUGUAAAAUGUAAACAUUUUGUCAUUCACACAAUAUAUAUAACAACCAGCCAACGGGGCAUAUAGUUGACCAGAUGUCGCGAAAUAUGGAGUUAUAAUCAUGUAUAAAAUUGACAAAAUCAAUGAUAUUAUUCAAAAUUGCCUGGAUUUGUAGUCCAAAAAGUCCACGUAGUACGAUCAGUACACCUUUUAUUGGUAAAUACGUCUAUUUAAAAGAGGCGGUAAAAAUCUGUGAUACAUAGGUAGGGUCAAUGUAGAAAGCCCCGCAAAAUAACUGUAGAUUAGUUUUACCAUAAAGAGGGUUUUGGUUUAGAAUACAACACAACUACGAAUUUUAUCAAGAUCGAACUUGUAAAUAGUAAUCAUACAUGCCGAAGCUAAUACUAGUAUGACAAUGCCGCAGUAUUUAAAGACAAAAUACCACGUUUGUAUUGGCAAAAACAUAGUUGCAUCAUUUAUGACGGCAUUCGAAGUGAAAGAUUUUUCUAUUUUGCUCCGGCCUUGUUAAUUUACAAAACGUUUAUCAUUGAAAAUAUAAUGUAGCAACUUCACAGCUGUGCAGAUAGCCAAAAUAAAUGGUGUUUUAUUUUACAAAUUGUAUGUACUGGUCAAACCAUUUCUCGCAUUCAUAUUCUUAAAAUUGGAAUGUUGAUGACAUUCCAAUUUUGUGAUGUAGUUCAACGCUUACAAUUUUACUAGGGACACAAUAAUUUGCAAACGUUAAAAGAUAACUUGUGCUGUGAUUUGCAGAUGACGUCAACUUCGUGUAACACAUUUUCACAGGGGUUUUUUAAUACUGUUUUCACAUCUUGACAACAUUUACUCCAGAAAAGAAUAUUUUAGAAUAUCAAAUAUUCCACAGUAGGGGUUAAAGAAGCACACGCGACUAGUCAAUUGUACUAUAUUUAUCUUACAGUACAGCAAACUAAAUUCUUUUAUACGACGUCUUUGCCAGCUAUAAUUCUCCAAUAUAAGAUAUAUUAUAUAUGUAUGUGUGUUUUGUAAUGACACUUUGCUUGGCAGUAUAGUAUACACAACUAAAUGAAAAUAUAUACCAGUUUAUGUACAUGGGUAUUUCAAAAUAUAGAGUAUAUUUCUUAUCGCUAUUGUUCCCAUGCUGUAUUACUUAUCUAUACAGAAUUAUUCAUAUGCUCAAAUAGUACAAGCUCAAUAUAUAUUUUAAAAAAACAUAUACAAACGAAAUAAUACAUGAUAUAAUAAAUACAUAAAGAAAAAAAAAAGGUCUUUUAAAAAAAUAACGGUUUUGAAUUACAUGUUUGGUACUUGGCUCGCGUCCGAUGAUAAGAUGGUCGUCCUAUAGUAUUGCGUGGCGUUGAAAUGAGCUGUUAUGAGUAUUCUCAUAUAAAGUGAAUUUUUUCGUCACAACAUUUAUUUCAAAUAUUACCAAAGAGUUAAAGCGUACAUAAGAUACGCAAUUUAUUUUGGUUUUAAAUAGUUUUUUUUAAUAAAAGUCUUGAUUUUUCAUCAGCUGCUGAUCGUACAGGUGAUUAACCUUCGACUUUUAAAAGUUAUAUGUAAAUGUAUAAUCUUAUAUCCCUUUCUGCAAGAUAUUCUUAAUUAGUUUUAAGUGUAUGCAGAACUCAUAAAAUCCCAUUAAAUUGGACGCAUGAAGGACUCAUAAAAACCUAUUAAAUCUAUCACUAUGAUAGCCUAUCCGUAUUGUAUAACUUAUAAUCAGGGCAGGUAUUUGAAUACAAUGUCCAUAUCUUACUUUGAACUAUUCUAUUGACAACGGUACGUAUAUUUUCACUUCAUUUCUUUAAAAUUGACUGUAAUGAACUUGAAGUUCACACUUUUGGCACAGAAUCCAAGGUUUAGUCGCCUGGUAGGUGCUACGAGAUAGAUAUCGAUAACAGUGUUUAAACAUUAAUCAUGUAUAUACCGCAUAUCAGUAUGCUGCAGUGUAGGGCUUUUUUUGGAGUUCCAAGAAACGUCCUGGGUCCAUUUUUUCACUGUCAUUAAUUAAAACAAAAUAAAAAUGUCAUUUUAUUGCGAAACUGAUCAUUAUCAUAAAACGAAAUAUGGUUAAUGAUAAGGUAUCUGUAGAUCUAGACCGCCGACUGUCUAAGUAUAUAAAAAGGACAUACCAUUAUAUAUCAAAUUAAUUUACAUGUACUUAGAAUACGAAGGUUAUUUUACAGGGAAAUGAAUCCUUUUCAUUGACUAAAUUUGAUAGGAUAUCAUCUUUUGAAUACAACUAUUUUCUUCUUAUCUGUCAUUUUAUUAAGAGACAAAUUCUGUUACAUAAAUCUAUUUCGAGAUCAAGGCUUUUAACCACAAAUUUUGUCCAGUGAAAAUAGAUAUUUUGUCAACCAUUGAUCCUGCAUUUUAAAUGUUCCCUAUAUUGUUAAAUAGUGUGUUUGAUGAAGACAUCAAACAUUCAAGGGCAUUCGGGCGCACAGAUGCGCUCGAAAAGUCGCUAAUACUGUCAAGGACGAUUCUGUGAUCAUGUACAUAAUUAAGAUAACUUGAGAUAUGGUCUUAUUUUUAUAUGUAAAUACGACAAAGUUAUUAUCCGCUUGUAUUUGAAGUCAGAGAGAAAUUCAGACAAUACAGUCUCAUCUAUCAUUCUUCAAAAUAAAACGUUCUAAAAUAC